This is a messenger RNA of Culex quinquefasciatus (southern house mosquito), 1150 nucleotides long. RefSeq names its product (S)-2-hydroxy-acid oxidase GLO1. The record is from RefSeq and is a predicted model, not a curated record. Gene Ontology annotation, molecular function: oxidoreductase activity; FMN binding. Bases 51 to 1145 code for a protein of 364 amino acids. Lineage: Eukaryota; Metazoa; Arthropoda; Insecta; Diptera; Culicidae. The transcript is spliced from 3 exons.
AGAAGUACAGUUCGCCAAGUUCUCCGUUGCAAAUCAUUCCUAUUAAAGUUAUGGCCCUCGUUUCGAUCCAGGACUACGCCCGGCGUGCCUCCCAAAUAGUGCCCCAAAAUGCCUUGGACUACUACCGCAGUGGCGCCGGGGACGAACUGACCCUCCGUUUGAAUCGGAUCGCGUUCGAUCGAAUUCGGAUUCGACCCCGCGUUCUGAACAGUGGUGCCAGCCGAGACAUGACGGUGGAGCUGUUCGGGGAGAAGUUUUCCAUGCCCAUCGGGAUCUCCCCGACGGCCAUGCAACGGAUGGCCCAUCCCGAGGGUGAGGUUGCCAAUGCCAAGGCAGCGGCCAGUCGCGGUAUUCCGUUCACACUGAGUACCAUUGCGACGAGUUCGAUCGAGCAGGUUGCCGCAGGUGCUCCGCGGUCUCCAAAGUGGUUCCAGCUGUACAUCUACAAGGAUCGGAAGCUGACCGAAAAUCUAGUGCGAAGGGCCGAAAAGGCUGGGUUCAAGGCGCUGGUGCUGACGGUGGACGCGCCGAUGUUCGGACUACGCCGGGCUGAUAUGAGAAACAAGUUUUCUCUUCCGCCGCAUUACGUCUUAGCAAACUUUGACGGACAUCUGGCCACCGGAGUUCAGAGCCAGGGUGGAUCCGGAAUAAACGAGUACAUCACGGAGCAGCUGGAUCCGACACUGUCGUGGAAGGAUGUCGAGUGGUUGGUAAAAUUCACCAAACUUCCGGUGAUCGUCAAGGGGAUCCUCACCAAGGAAGACGCGAUCAUCGCUGCGGACUACGGUGUUCGCGGAAUUUGGGUUUCGAACCACGGAGCGAGACAAAUCGAUUCCGUACCGGCUUCGAUCGAAGCCCUGCCGGAGAUUGUGGCCGCCGUUGGGGAUCGGACCACCAUCGUCCUGGACGGAGGUGUGACCGAGGGAACGGAUGUCUUCAAGGCGCUGGCACUGGGUGCGAAGAUGGCGUUCUUUGGGCGGCCAGCGCUGUGGGGACUGGCGGUCAAUGGGCAGCAGGGAGUGGAGCACGUGCUGGACAUUCUGCGCAAGGAGCUGGAUGUGGCGAUGGCGCUGGCGGGAUGUCGGUGCGUGGCGGAUAUCACCCGUAAUCAUGUGGUGCACGAGUCGACGUACGCCAAGCUUUAGAUAGU